Oikopleura dioica is the source of this 327-nucleotide messenger RNA. NCBI's taxonomy places the organism in Eukaryota, Metazoa, Chordata, Appendicularia, Copelata, Oikopleuridae. The record is from the annotation of a GenBank genome assembly.
AUGUACUCUGUCGUCAUUUCAUAUGGAAAACAAUAUCCCGAUGUUGCUCCAACCGUGCGUUUUUCUCCGUCAAUUUCGCAUCCAAAUAUCUUCGCAAGCGGCAAAGUAUCGCUGAAAGCCUUGGAUAACUGGAGAAAGCAGUUUACCUUGCUGGAAAUUGUCGCGAAUCUUUACGAAAUCUUGAAGCAACCGGAGCUUGAAAAUGAUCAGCCCUCGAAUUUGGAGGCGACGUACAACUAUCUCAACGAUAAAAGCUGCUACGAAGCAAACGCGAAAAAAGUUGCAGUUGUCCUCGGACCAACAAAACCGCGGGAAAUAAAACUUUGA